Raphanus sativus (radish) is the source of this 499-nucleotide messenger RNA. Its product is annotated as dolichol-phosphate mannose synthase subunit 3-like. Gene Ontology annotation, biological process: GPI anchor biosynthetic process. The coding region runs from base 90 to 359 and encodes 89 amino acids. The transcript is spliced from 4 exons. Gene Ontology annotation, cellular component: dolichol-phosphate-mannose synthase complex; endoplasmic reticulum membrane. Lineage: Eukaryota; Viridiplantae; Streptophyta; Magnoliopsida; Brassicales; Brassicaceae. The record is from RefSeq and is a predicted model, not a curated record.
UUUGAAGCCCUAGCGAAACAGAUUGGUUUUAAGACAGCUUAAAGGUUGAAACUUUUUGUGUUGCAGCGAGAUCUGUGAGUUCAAAGGCAAUGAAGCACGUGGUGAAGAUCUUGAGCCUGGUGUUGGCAGUCUCUGCCAUCUGGAUUACUCUUUUGCAGGCUGCAAUUAUUCCUCAAAGCCAUACAUGGUUGCUACCGAUAUACUUUGUAGUGUCACUUGGAUGCUAUGGUCUAUUAAUGGUUGGAGUCGGGAUAAUGCAGUUCCCUACCUGUCCUCGAGAAGCAGUUCUCUUGAACCAUGAUAUUGCAGAGGCAAAAGACUUCUUAAGCACAAACGGGAUAGAUAUUGGAACGUAUUGAUAUUCACAUGUGUCCCAUUUUGGUUUUGGUUUUAACAUGUGUCCCAUUUUGGUUUUAAACACUAAGUUUGAGUUAACUAUGUCUUUUGGCCAAUAUUGUUAUGUCUAUGUCAAAGAAAAGAAGGUAGUUUCAUGUUCAAA